Messenger RNA from Elgaria multicarinata webbii, 2470 nucleotides. It is a transcript of the gene CHRM2, whose product is annotated as cholinergic receptor muscarinic 2. Gene Ontology annotation, biological process: adenylate cyclase-inhibiting G protein-coupled acetylcholine receptor signaling pathway; G protein-coupled receptor signaling pathway, coupled to cyclic nucleotide second messenger; chemical synaptic transmission. Gene Ontology annotation, cellular component: dendrite; synapse; plasma membrane. The record is from RefSeq and is a predicted model, not a curated record. The transcript has 5 exons. Gene Ontology annotation, molecular function: G protein-coupled acetylcholine receptor activity; G protein-coupled serotonin receptor activity. The coding region runs from base 534 to 1940 and encodes 468 amino acids. NCBI's taxonomy places the organism in Eukaryota, Metazoa, Chordata, Lepidosauria, Squamata, Anguidae.
GCGCCGGGGCAAAGCGGGCAGCGGCUGCCGGCGAUCCAUCCCAACUCCCAUGCAAGCCAGGGGAGACAGCCGGCGAGUUCACCUCCUGGGCGAGCGCGCCUCUGCGAAGAUAUGGAAGAACAAGAUACAGAGGCUGCCGCUGGACUCUGACUCUUUCGCUGCCUGCUUCCUUUCCCUCCUGCCACUGUCUCGGCUUCCAGAUUUCUGUGGACUUCACCAUUUCCCGAAAACCUGCAACUGUGUGAAAAGGAAUACAGAUGAUGGCAUCAGGAGAGGUGACCAUCCAGCAAUACGGGAGAGACAUGUUCCCUUCAUUCCUCAGGUUGGCUUAGAAGAUGCCAAUGUCACCCUUGACGGUAGCAGCAAGAGCAGAGAACGCUGAAUCCGAGUCUCCAAAGAUCAAGAAGUGCAGGCAGCCUGGGAGGCUGUAGAGCAACGGAGAGAUGUGUAAUAGAAAAGGAAAACACACCCUCAGCUACUUUGCAGUAAUUAGGCUUAAGUGACAUUUGUCCAUCAGUUUCCUAACCACAGAAAUGAAUAACUCAACGAACGUAAGCAGUGUGGAGGAUGUGAUGGCCCUGGCGAGUCCUUAUAAAACUGUUGAGGUUGUCUUCAUCGUCCUGGUGGCUGGGUCCCUCAGCCUAGUGACCAUCAUUGGGAACAUCCUGGUGAUGGUGUCCAUCAAAGUCAACAGGCACCUGCAGACAGUCAACAAUUACUUCCUGUUCAGCUUGGCAUGUGCUGACUUGAUCAUUGGCGUCUUUUCCAUGAACCUGUACACACUUUACACUGUGAUCGGCUACUGGCCAUUAGGACCUGUGGUUUGUGACUUGUGGCUGGCUCUUGACUAUGUGGUCAGCAACGCCUCUGUCAUGAACCUCCUCAUUAUCAGUUUUGACCGAUUUUUUUGUGUCACCAAGCCCCUGUCAUAUCCUGUCAAACGGACCACUAAGAUGGCAGGUAUGAUGAUUGCAGCUGCUUGGGUGCUGUCUUUCAUCUUGUGGGCACCCGCAAUUCUCUUUUGGCAGUUCAUUGUCGGGGAAAGGACUGUCCCUGAUGGGGAAUGCUACAUUCAAUUCCUGUCCAAUGCAGCUGUCACCUUUGGCACUGCCAUUGCAGCUUUCUAUCUGCCCGUCAUCAUCAUGACUAUUCUUUACUGGCAAAUAUCUCGUGCCAGUAAGAGCAGGAUUAAAAAAGACAAAAAGGAGGGUGGGCAAAACCAGGAUCCAGUUUCUCCAAGUCUGGUCAAAGGUAAAAUAGUGAAACCAAACAAUAACAACAUCCCAACCAGUGAAGAUGGGAUAGAUCACAGUAAAAUCCAGAAUGGUAAAGCCACUGGGGAAUCAGUGACAGAAAAUUGUGUUCCUGCAGAGGAAAAGGAAAGCUCAAAUGACUCCACCUCUGUCAGUGCUGUAGCUUCCAAUGUGAAAGAGGACGAAGCCAUCAAAGAGGACACCAGGGUUUCUGUCUCCCAAGUCAAUGCCAAAGUGGAGAACUCUAAAUUGACAUGCAUUAGGAUACUCACCACAUCCCCGAAAGGUGACUGCAGUGGCUCCACCAACACCACCGUGGAGAUUGUAGGCACUGAUGGGCAAAAUGGAGAAGAGAAGCAAAAGGUUGUAGUGCGUAAGAUUGUCAAGAUGACUAAGCAGCCAGCCAAAAAGAAGACACCUCCAUCCAGGGAGAAAAAAGUGACCAGGACUAUCUUGGCUAUUCUCCUGGCCUUCAUCAUUACCUGGACACCAUACAAUGUCAUGGUACUAAUCAACAGCUUCUGUUCGUCGUGCAUCCCCAACACUGUAUGGACGAUUGGUUACUGGCUGUGCUAUAUCAACAGCACCAUCAACCCUGCCUGCUAUGCGCUCUGCAAUGCUACCUUCAAGAAAACCUUUAAGCACCUCCUUAUGUGUCAUUACAAGAACAUAGGAGCCACAAGGUAAAACAAUAAUAAUGGGGGGAGAGGAAAAAAAUGGGCAAGGAAGUUCCAAGUUUUAUUUUUUAAAAUAUCAAUGCCAUAGCACUUUAUGCUCUAGUGUGAAAUCAAGAAGGCUAGAGGACAUUCGGAGGGGCUGGGCGUGCGCUCCACCUCCGACAUCUGCACUUCAAAGACCACACCUUUUCUGUCAGUCAGUCAUUCAGAGUUAGGAAAGGGUAACUAGGCCUGUUGAGGAAAUGCAGCACUCCUUGCUUUUGAGUUGUCUCAUGCAGAAGGGCUUUCGAAUCCAAUCUCCUUUGGGCCCAGUCCCUGUCCCAGAGAAGGUCUCCUGCACAAAGACUGUUUGGGUUUGCUUUGCAAGAAGGGGAGCUGCACAAAAAGAGCUGGACGACAUCGUGAGGGGUUGUCAGUUCUCCUGGUGUAACAGUGGCUCAUUUGCUUGUGUGCAUGUUCACUUGAAAACGAGGGAGAAAAAACCAAAACCCUUCAACAAUAAAUAUCCAACAUGGAAAGUGUAAAUGACUGGAAAGGAAA